AUGAUAUAUAGGUUGAAAUCAACAUCUCGAUGGACUUGUGCUCCAUGGAUCCUGGUCCUCCCCAUCUCGCAGCUGCUGAAGCUUCAACUGGUUCUCAAAAAGACUAUCUACCAGAUGCUGAUGUUCGGCGUGGGCACAUGCAUCAUCAUCACUGUGAUUAGUAUCAUCCGCUUCCCCGGGCUCCUCCGGUACUCGUUCACCACAAUCCUGAAUUACAACAACUUUAUGGUCGCGAUCUACUCCAUCAUCGAGUGCAAUGUUUCCAUCAUGUGCUGCUGCAUGCCUGCAGUCCUCGCCCUCCUACGACGUACGUACCCUCAGAUAUUCGGAUCGGCCAGUGGCUUCUACGAGCGCAGCGAUGAACCCAACAAGCCACACUCGCUCAUGACCUUUAGUGGCAGUGGCGUAACUCCCAAGCCCAAACGUGGCAUACAGAAGAGUGUGACGAACACCGUCAGCUACGAGACCAAGCCAGACGACGGGUCAGAUUAG
Messenger RNA from Emericellopsis cladophorae, 492 nucleotides. RefSeq lists its product as uncharacterized. Lineage: Eukaryota; Fungi; Ascomycota; Sordariomycetes; Hypocreales; Bionectriaceae. The transcript has 2 exons. The coding region runs from base 1 to 492 and encodes 163 amino acids. The record is from RefSeq and is a predicted model, not a curated record.